This is a messenger RNA of Amyelois transitella, 2721 nucleotides long. Its product is annotated as F-box only protein 9. NCBI's taxonomy places the organism in Eukaryota, Metazoa, Arthropoda, Insecta, Lepidoptera, Pyralidae. Gene Ontology annotation, molecular function: protein binding. Gene Ontology annotation, biological process: SCF-dependent proteasomal ubiquitin-dependent protein catabolic process. The transcript has 12 exons. The coding region runs from base 300 to 1748 and encodes 482 amino acids. The record is from RefSeq and is a predicted model, not a curated record. Gene Ontology annotation, cellular component: SCF ubiquitin ligase complex.
GUCAAUUCAAGUCAAGUGUAAAUAGAAAAAACAAGCAGAUUUAUUUUUAAUAAUAUUUCGUGAAUAAAAUACUGUCUGUCUGUUUUUCUGUUUCUGUUUUGUUCGUUUCGUGCUACCUAGGUAUUUGGCCGGCUUGGCCCUCCCUCCGCUUUUAUCUGAUUUUGCAUUGCACUUGUUUGCUAUCUGAUUGUGAGCCUUCUGAAUUGUGGGCUUUUUGACUGUUUAUACGUCCUAACAUCGAAUAUAUUUUAUCCUGACAGUGUGCCAAUUAAACAAACACGGAUUUUGAGUGCUAAAUUAUGGCAUCAAGUGUAGGUUCUACAGAUGGCCCUAGUGGAGAAUGUGAGGAGCCUGAAGACUCCUCUUCACCUGUGGCUGAAGUCAGUGAAGGCCUGGCCAAUAUUGAUUUGGAGGAACCCCAGGAUGAGCUGUCAGCAUUCCGCCAGCAAUGGCAGCAGGAGUUGGAGUCUACCCCCACUACAGACACAGAAAGAGAGGAGGAAAAUAGGGAUGAACACAAGAUGUCUCAAAGCGAUGAAGACAAGGAUGAGCUGUCGGCGUUCCGCCAGCAAUGGCAGCGAGAAUUGGAGUCUACCCCCACUCCUGGCACAGAAAGACAGGAGGAAAAUAGGGAGGAACACAAGCUGCCUCAAAGCGAUGAAGACAAGGCGAAAUCGUUAUUCAUGCGAGCCGUGGAACUAGAACGUGGUGGGGAUUUAUAUGAAGCUAUUCAGCAUUACAAGCGUGCGAUGCAGAUCCUGCCUGACGUGGAGAGCAGGCUGUACGAGAGCGGGGAGCUCGGAGACGAGCCUGAAGAACAAUCAGAGCCAGAGGAGGCCCCGACAGAGAAUAACAACCAGAGUGAUGAUGAGGAAUGGAUCGAGGGUGAAGAUCUGCUGGCGCGGAUCCAACGCCUCGUGGCCAAGAAGGGAACUUUUUGUGAACCUGAACAUCCUACCAAGGAGACGCACAUAUCGUGUCUGCCCAGCGAGGUGGUGUCGCUGGUGCUGCGCUGGGUGGCGGGCGCCGAGUGCGACGCGCGGUCGCUGGAGCGCGCCGCCGCCGCCAGCCGCGGCUGGCUGCUGCUGGCGCGCGCCGCGCCGCUCUACCGCGACCUGUGUGUGCGAACAUGGGGCGUAGAAUGCGGCACCCCCCGCGCCCUGGGAUUCCCAUCAUGGCGCGACAUGUACAUUUCCCGGCCUCGGCUUUUACUGCACGGCUGCUACAUCAGCAAGACGACGUACCUCCGCCAGGGGGAGAACUCAUUCCAGGAUCAAUUUUAUAGGCCGCUGUUCCUCAUCAAUUAUUAUAGAUAUCUCAGGUUCUUCCCGGAGGGUACAGUGCUGAUGUGGACAACUGCUGAAGAACCGGCCUCGUGCGUGUCGCAGCUGAAGACAAGGCAGCCUAAGGCCAGCCUCGGCAUCAUGGCGGGCCACUAUAGACUCAUGGGAGACAAGGUUGUGAUAGUAAUAAAGAAGUGUCCCGACAAAAAGCAGCCGCAGUCAAUCAACUCCAGGUUCCGCUCCAGAAGGCGAGACGCGCCUGAACAGCACGACCAGAUCUACCAUGUGGAAUUGGAACUCCGAGACGUGCGGAGCAGGCGCAACUUCCAGCUGGCGUGGCGCGGGUACUCCAUCUGCACGCGGCGCGAUCAGCGGACCCAGUUCGACAUCACGCCGGCCAAGUUCCCGCCUUUCAUGUUCAGCGGCGUCAGGAGCUACAUGGCAGAGUCUGCGGCGCCGUUGUAGUGAGAGGGAGACGGUAAUGCGUCCUACAGCAAACUUUAAGUAAGUGUCGUAAUAAAUGAAUUGUUAGUUACAUCAAUUAUUACAACUGAUAUGCAAUUUGAGAUAAGUGUACAAAAAUUGUAGAUUAAGUAUCUGCUCCAGUGCAAUGCAAAAAUAAGUCAUAUGAUGAAAUAAAAGUGAACUAUAUUUUUACAUUUCGGCCAAGCCAUUUAGAAAAUAUUCUGUUAAUUUAAUAUCUUAGCUGUGAAUUAAUUUUAUGGUUUUUUAAGUUUGUACAUUGUUGAAACUUCUGAUACUUUUAAUUAGUGACUUAAUUGUUAGACAUUUGAAGACAUAAAUAGAUUUUUAACUUAAUGUACGCUUAUCUUAUUUAAGACUUUCUGGCCUUAUUACAAUACGUUUCCUGUUUAAGAUAUUAAGAAUAAUAACGGUUGAUAAAAUAAUUACAUCGGCUAAGCGUGAGUCGGGGUGAACUUUUAACAAUUCUGUGUAUAGGUAUAUUUUUUGUGAUAAAUAGGUUUCUGUGUUUUCCUAAGGUUUUCAUUUGUAUAAAUAUUAAAAAUAAUCGCUCUUACAUUGCAAACAUAUUUUUGGAUAAGAAAAUGAAGAAGAUGAAAUCCCAUAAAAGUAGAACUAAACGUGAAUAAAGAAUUCUGGAUAAAAAGAUAAUGUAUUCUUCCGAACAGUAAGAACAUCAGUUUUUCUAAAACUAUAAACAUGUAUUUUUUUUAAAUAGGCUGCUAAAGUGUAAAUUUAACAUAGGUUGACUAUAACCCUGUUGUUCAGAAUUAUUUAUGUAAUUUAUUUUAACUUAACAUUUUAUUUAUCAGUGAAAUUUUGCGUAUAGGUAUUAUUACUAUUUAUUUCAAACAUUCAAAUACCACUUUUUGAUUUAGUCUCGCGCUCAGCACCAGUAAUUGUGACAAGUGCUUUGUAUACUAGUCUUAAGUUUAAUAAACCUCUUGUGAAAUUA